AAGGAGAAAGUGCAGCAUAUCCCAGAUGGUGGAGUAUGAUAAUAGCCUGUGUCUUUAAAUAAAAAGAAAGGCCCUGCCCCGCCUCCAGGAGAGGCUGCUAGGAGCUGCGGGCAAGGCUGCGGGCGGGCGGGCGAUCGGGAUGCCCGGCACCGCCGAGCAGUCUCCGCCCGCCUCCCGGGCGUCCGCUGGUCCUCUCCCGGGAGCUGGAGUCGCAGCGCUGGGACCGGGGAGCGGCGGCGCCGGAGUCCGCGCACCGCCCAUGGACGCGCCGGGGGACCCGGAGGGCCCACCGCCCCCAGCAGGUGAUGACCCUGCAGCAAGUGCAAGAGAGACAUCCAGCCGGCUUUCGAGAGAACAGCUUUUUGUCCUGAUAUCGGCAGCUUCCAUGAACUUCGGCUGUAUGAUGUCCUAUUCCAUCCUUGGACCCUUUUUCCCUAAGGAGGCUGAAAAGAAAGGAGCCAGCAAUACAGUUAUUGGGAUGAUCUUUGGAUGCUAUGCUUUGUUUGAACUGCUGGCCUCUUUGUUCUUUGGAAAAUAUCUUGUACAGAUUGGAGCAAAAUUUAUGUUUGUAUCAGGAAUGUUUGUCUCAGGAGGAGUCACAAUUCUCUUUGGUUUAUUGGACCAAGUUCCCAACGGACCGGUAUUUAUUGCUCUGUGUUUUCUAGUGAGAAUAACAGAUGCCAUAAGCUUUGCUGCAGCAAUAACUGCAUCUUUUUCUAUCCUCGCAAAGGCUUUCCCAAAUCAUGUGGCCACAGUCUUGGGAAGUCUUGAGGUUUUUUCUGGACUGGGACUAGUUUUAGGGCCUCCUUUAGGUGGCUUCUUGUAUCAAUCCUUUGGCUAUGAGGUGCCUUUUAUUUUGCUUGGAUGCAUAAUUUUGCUGAUGGUACCACUCACCAUGUACAUUUUACCUAGUUAUGAGGAGUCUAAUCCAGGUCAGCACUCAUUCUGGAAACUCAUCAGUUUACCCAAGGUUGCGCUCCUAACCUUCAUCAUCACCUCGCUCAGCGCCUGCUUCGGCUUCCUUGACCCAACUCUGUCUCUCUUUGUUUUGAAGAAGUUUAACUUACCAGCUGGACACGUAGGACUGGUAUUCCUGGGUUUGGCACUAUCCUACACCAUUUCUUCACCACUCUGUGGUCUACUAAGCGAUAAAAUUCCACAUCUAAGGAAAUGGUUUCUGGUUUUUGGAAACAUAAUCACAGCAGGGUGCUACAUGCUGUUAGGACCAGUCCCAGUCUUGCACAUUCAAAGUUCUCAGAAAGGAGACUGUUUUUAUCACCUAAAUUGUCUUCAUUUGGAAAUAGUACUAAUAUCACAGGGAUGCUGCAACAUUCAGUGCGGUAAUGGGUGCUAAGUAACUGGCGUAGUGCUCCGCGUGGUACAAAUACUAGUUUCCUGUCACUUUACCACCUCCCUUCUCUGACAUUUUUUAGCCAAAUGAAUUUCAAAGCCAAGCAAUUGAAAGAAAAACAUUAGCAUUGGCGCUUUCACCAAUUUUGAAAGGAUUGUGCAGGUGAUAUAAGGCAAGUUGACUCCAGACAUGUGAUAUAUGUGACAAAAGACAUUGAGAUAUCAGGAUGAAUUGACCCCCACCCUCAAGUAUAAGGAGCUAAAGGAUGCGGUCACUGAAUGAAAUGUGACCAGAUGGGAAUGAGGACAAGACCAGGCCUGGAAUCUGUGAAAGGAACUUCUCUCUGGGCCCCCUUAUCAUGAAGCUUUGUGUCUCUUCAAAGGCUAAUU
Molecule: messenger RNA, 1740 nt
Organism: Myotis daubentonii (Daubenton's bat)
Lineage: Eukaryota; Metazoa; Chordata; Mammalia; Chiroptera; Vespertilionidae
Gene: SLC18B1
Product: solute carrier family 18 member B1
Biological process (GO): transmembrane transport
Molecular function (GO): transmembrane transporter activity
Source: RefSeq, a predicted model, not a curated record